CUCCUCUGUAAAAGUGGGAAAAAACAGAGAAUUUUAUUUUCAAUUGGACAAUUCGCAACGUAAACAGCCGGAAAAUGUCGCGACAAGCCUCUCGUUUGGACGCCAAGAAAGUGAACUCGGAGUUCCUGACACUCACCUAUGGAGCCCUUGUCACCCAGAUGUUGCGCGACUUCGAGAACGCCGAGGACGUGAACAAGCAGCUGGAGCGGAUCGGCUACAAUAUGGGCAUGCGCCUGAUCGAGGACUUUCUUGCCAGGACCUCGGCACCUCGCUGUCUGGAGAUGCGCGAGACGGCCGAUCGUGUCCAGCAAGCAUUCCGUAUCUACCUGAACAUCCAGCCAACGAUAUCGAAUUGGUCGGCAGCCUCCGAUGAGUUCUCUCUGCUGUUCGACAGCAAUCCGCUGACAGAGUUCGUGGAGCUGCCGCCGGAUCUAACCAAUCUGCGCUACAGUGCCAUACUCAGCGGCUGCAUCCGCGGUGCUCUGGAGAUGGUGCAGCUAGAGGUGCAAUGCUGGUUCGUGCAGGAUCAACUGAAGGGCGACAAUGUGACGGAACUGCGCGUUAAGUUCGUGCGGCGUCUAGAGGAGGUCAUACCAGCUGGCGAGGAUUAGAAAAUAAGUGUGGAUCAGUGGAUCAGAGCGCGUACUAUGAGUUUCUUUAGGGGGUCAAUAAAAGCACAUUCUGUAUAGAA
Drosophila eugracilis is the source of this 691-nucleotide messenger RNA. It is a transcript of the gene Bet3, whose product is annotated as trafficking protein particle complex subunit 3. Bases 75 to 611 code for a protein of 178 amino acids. Lineage: Eukaryota; Metazoa; Arthropoda; Insecta; Diptera; Drosophilidae. The record is from RefSeq and is a predicted model, not a curated record. The transcript is spliced from 3 exons. Gene Ontology annotation, cellular component: cis-Golgi network membrane; TRAPP complex; cytosol. Gene Ontology annotation, biological process: intra-Golgi vesicle-mediated transport; endoplasmic reticulum to Golgi vesicle-mediated transport.